This is a messenger RNA of Girardinichthys multiradiatus, 2160 nucleotides long. Its product is annotated as U1 small nuclear ribonucleoprotein 70 kDa-like. Bases 208 to 1608 code for a protein of 466 amino acids. The transcript is spliced from 10 exons. The record is from RefSeq and is a predicted model, not a curated record. Gene Ontology annotation, biological process: mRNA splicing, via spliceosome. Gene Ontology annotation, cellular component: precatalytic spliceosome; U1 snRNP; U2-type prespliceosome. NCBI's taxonomy places the organism in Eukaryota, Metazoa, Chordata, Actinopteri, Cyprinodontiformes, Goodeidae. Gene Ontology annotation, molecular function: mRNA binding; U1 snRNA binding.
UUUGGAGAAGACGUGCGACUUUCCUGCACGCAUUCAGCUGCUCGGCGCGCUGUGCUUGCUUUUGUGGGAACUGUAAACGAUUCAGCUGGGACAUUGUUUUCGUUAGUUUGGGGAAUAGUCGUGUCCAGGAGAUCUUUUAACGACGAAGGCUUCUUUCUCAGGUCCAUGGUGUGAAAUCUCUCAAACACUGGAGGAGAGAAGUGAAAGAUGACGCAGUUUCUCCCACCGAACCUGCUGGCCCUGUUUGCCCCUCGGGACCCCAUACCCUUCCUACCUCAGCUGGAGAAAUUACCCCAUGAGAAGCACCACAAUCAGCCAUACUGUGGUAUCGCUCCUUUCAUCAGGCACUUUGAGGAUCCAAGGGAUGCCCCUCCACCCACCAGAGCAGAGACUCGUGAUGAACGUCUUGAAAGAAAGAGGCGGGAGAAGAUCGAAAGACGGCAGACGGUGUUGGAGACAGAACUGAAGCUUUGGGACCCUCAUAAUGACCCAAAUGCACAAGGAGAUGCUUUCAAGACCUUGUUUGUUGCGCGAAUUAACUAUGAUACUACAGAGUCCAAGCUUCGACGUGAGUUUGAGGUCUACGGCCCUAUUAAACGGAUCUAUAUUGUCUACAACAAGAAGACAGGAAAGCCUCGUGGUUAUGCUUUUAUCGAGUACGAGCAUGAACGAGACAUGCACUCUGCCUAUAAGCAUGCAGACGGGAAGAAGAUUGACGGCAGAAGAGUGUUGGUGGACGUGGAACGAGGACGCACCGUCAAGGGAUGGCAUCCACGCAGGCUAGGAGGAGGACUGGGUGGUACACGGAGAGGUGGAGCUGACGUCAACAUCAAGCACUCUGGUCGAGACGAUGCCUCACGUUAUGAUGAUCGUUCACUGGGCGGUGACCGGGUAGAGCGGAGGGAGCGCAGUCGGGACCGCGAUCGUGACAAAGAGAGAGAACGUCGCCGGUCCCGUUCACGUGAAAGGCGCAGACAUACCCGGUCCAGGGAACGAGAGAGGGAGAGAGAGAGGGUGAUUGGAGCGGUAGAGGAUGGCGGCAGUAGUAGCCGGCGUCGGGAACGAGACCGAGAACGUGGGGGAACAGCGGGAGGAGACAGCAGGAGUAGGGAAAGAAGUAAAGACCAGAAGAAGAGGAGCAGGAGCAGGGAUCGCAAGAGAGACAGGGAGAGAGGCAAAGGCCUGGAUGGGGAAGAGGUUGCCCAGGCGGUAGGUGCCACAGAGGAUGGGGAGCGCAUGCCUGAAGAGACUGAGGGAGAGGUAGGUGAGGGCACAGAGGAGCGCAAAGACAGGGACAGAGACAGGGACAGAGACAGAAGACGGAGCCAUAGGGACAGAGACAGGCGUAGGGAGCGUGACAGGGACCGGGAACACAAGAGGGAGCGUGGGGAGAGAGACAGGGUGGAGCGGAGAGAGGAUCGCCACGGCCCCACACGAGAUGACAUGGGUCCCCAAGGCGACAUAGGCAACGAAGAUGAUGGUGCGCCGGCCAACGUGGAGGAGUACAGUCAGGACGGAAUGAUGGACCAGCAGUCGUUCCAGUCAGCCGAAGAUUAUGGUUCUGGUGAGAAUGGCUUCAAGAUGGAUGAACAAGGAGAAGGGUAUUGAGCUGGUCCUCCAUAAGGACACUGUCACUUCCACAUGAGAUGUUUUCUAGUGUACUUGGACUCAGCCCCUGACUUUCAGCCCAAAGCUUUCAUCAUUUCAGGGCUUUCUGUAAAUGAACAGUCCAGCUAGCUUUCCUGUCUGUAUGUUGCACGUACAGUGAAUACAUUUAAAUUCGAUCUCAUUUAAACAACAGUUCUCCUGCAUUGCUCAGCUAAUGUGUGCCACUAAAUGUCAUUAAAGUACCUUAACUGUCUUUAUUUUUAUUUGUGUAGGAGGCGGGGUGUGGGGGUCUUGGUUGACGUUUUGUUGACUUGGGUAAAAAUUUAAAGCAGAAAAACUUGAUCUAAAUUAGUUUGAAUUGGUGAUUCUGUUGAAGAUAGAUGCAGCUGUUAGAUGGUUCAGAUUUUGAUCCAACUACUAACAUGUUUAAAAUGGAACCUGGCAUAGUAUUGUAACAGUGGGGGGCUGUUGUCUUAUCUGUUUUUUUUAAUUGUGUCUGCUGUUUCUAGAUUUGCAGGGUUCUUUUAAUAAAGAUGUGGCUUGACAGCAGAA